This is a messenger RNA of Myzus persicae (green peach aphid), 1016 nucleotides long. RefSeq names its product synaptosomal-associated protein 25 (gene Snap25). The coding region runs from base 285 to 950 and encodes 221 amino acids. The transcript has 8 exons. NCBI's taxonomy places the organism in Eukaryota, Metazoa, Arthropoda, Insecta, Hemiptera, Aphididae. Gene Ontology annotation, cellular component: plasma membrane; SNARE complex. Gene Ontology annotation, molecular function: SNAP receptor activity; syntaxin binding. The record is from RefSeq and is a predicted model, not a curated record. Gene Ontology annotation, biological process: synaptic vesicle fusion to presynaptic active zone membrane; synaptic vesicle priming; exocytosis.
CAGCCACUAGCCAGUACGAUUGGGCGACGACCGACCGAGGUGGUGUUUUGCUUUACCAAGACCGCGCCGGACGGAAUCGUUUUACAUCUAUCGCACACAAAAUAAGAGUACUCAAUCGGCGGUCCGUAUUUAGUACCUAAUACCUACCGUACUCAUUCUUGCAGGUUACUCAUUCUUUACAACUGGACGUCAGUGGUGGUAUCGCAGCGGAUCGACAGUAAACGUCGUCGUCGUUGUAGCUCAAGCAAAAAUAUAAAAAAAACUACCUCAUAAAAAAUUCAACCAUGCCUGCACCAACAAAAUCAAAUGCAGCAAUGUCACCAGACGGUGGAGCACCACAGCCAGCUGUACCAAAAACUGAACUUCAAGAGCUGCAAAUGAAAGCCGGAGAAGUAACAGAUGAAUCACUUGAAAGUACCAGAAGAAUGUUGGCUCUAUGUGAAGAGAGCAAGGAGGCUGGAAUAAGGACAUUAGUUGCACUCGAUGACCAGGGAGAACAAUUGGACAGGAUUGAAGAAGGCAUGGAUCAGAUUAAUGCUGACAUGAAAGAGGCAGAAAAGAACCUUACUGGCAUGGAAAAAUGUUGUGGAAUUUGUGUGCUGCCUUGUAACAAGUCAGCUUCAUUUAAAGAAGAUGAAGGUACGUGGCGAGGUAAUGAUGAUGGUAAAGUGGUCAACAACCAACCACAGCGUGUAAUGGAUGAACGUAAUGGAAUGGGUGCCCAAGGAGGUUAUAUAGCAAAAAUUACAAAUGAUGCACGGGAAAAUGAAAUGGAAGAAAAUAUGGGUCAAGUUAAUACUAUGAUUGGAAAUCUUCGUAACAUGGCACUGGAUAUGGGAAGCGAAUUGGAGAAUCAGAAUAGACAAGUUUCACGAAUAAACAUGAAGGCUGGAUCUAAUGAAACAAGAAUUUCAGUGGCGAACCAACGAGCACAUGAACUGCUCAAGUAAUUUAAUAUGAAAAUAUGGCUAGGACAACUGCUAUUAUACUACUACAGCUAUUUGUUUUAAUUUAUU